AUGAAUAGAACUUAUUCGUUAAGAAACCAAAGGGCUCCAAGUGCUGCUCAAUUACAAUCACCACCUCCACCACCUGCCACCACAAGAUCCAAGUUUUUUGGUAAAAGGUCCAUAGCUUCUUCGUUCAGAAGAAAUGCUGUAGGCAAUCUAGGUCCAGAAUUGUCUAGAAAAUUAUCUCAAUUGAUUAAGACUGAAAAGAACUAUUUACAAUCGUUAGAAAUUGUGGCUAAUGAAAGAAGAAUUGCUGCAAGAUGUCUUUCUCAAUGGGGGUACGACAAUGAUGACGAUGUUUCCGAUGUCACUGAUAAGUUGGGUGUUUUAUUAUAUGAAUUGGGUGAAUUACAAGAUCAGUUCAUUGAUAAAUACGAUCAAUAUAGAAUCACUUUGAAAUCCAUUAGAAAUAUCGAGGCCUCUGUUCAACCAACAAGAUACCGUAAGGAUAAGAUUACUAAUGCUAUUGCCAACUUGAAAUAUAGAGAUCCUCAAUCUACCAAGAUUAGAGGUCUUGAACAAGAACUGGUAAGAGCAGAAGCAGAAUCCUUGGUUGCUGAAGCUCAAUUAUCAAACAUAACAAGAGACAAGAUGAAGGCAGCUUUCAACUAUAAAUUCGAUUCCUUAAGAGAAAUGUCUGAAAAAUUCGCCUUGAUUGCGGGCUACGGUAAGGCAUUAUUGGAAUUGUUAGAUGAUUCUCCAGUGACUCCCGGUGAAACUAGACCAGCGUACGAUGGGUAUGAGGCAUCUACUCAAAUUAUUAUGGAUGCUGAAAAUGCAUUAGAAUCUUGGACUCUAGAUGUAGCUGAAAUCAAACCAACUUUAUCCUUCUAUCAAACUGCUGAAGACGUUUAUGAAGAUGUACCAUCAGAAGAAGAUGAAGAUGCUUUAGAACAAGAAGAAGAAGAGGAGGAGGAAGAAGAAGAAUUAGUUCAACCACAACCACAAUCUCAACGUCGUGUUGCUCCUCAACAAUACCAAGAACCAGAAGAAGAAGAAGAGGAAGAAGAAGAAUAUGCUGAACAGUACGUCGAAGGUGACCAAUAUGAACAUGAUGAGGAUGAAUAUGAAGAAGCUGAAGAAUUAGAAGAACGUGAUGAAGCUGAAGAAGGAGAAUAUGAAGAACAACCAGAAGAUGAUGAUGAAGAGGAAGCUGAAGCUGAAGUAGCUGAGGAAGAAGAAUAUGAACACCCAGCUCAACAAAUUUCUGCUGCUAAAUCUCCUGUUGCUGCUGCAUCAGAUUCAAAAGGGACUGCUCCAAAACGUACUUCAAAGAGAGCUCAAUAUAUGGGUGCUGCCUUAGAACCACAAACAAGUAAUGAUACCAUCAUCCAAGAAGGUGAAGAAUUGGUUGAAACAAAACUCCAACCAGAACUUGAAAAUGGUGCAAAGAAAGUUGCUUCAAAAGUAAAGAAAUGA
Messenger RNA from Henningerozyma blattae CBS 6284, 1410 nucleotides. It is a transcript of the gene LSP1, whose product is annotated as lipid-binding protein LSP1. Gene Ontology annotation, molecular function: lipid binding. The transcript has a single exon. Gene Ontology annotation, biological process: endocytosis; eisosome assembly; negative regulation of protein kinase activity. The coding region runs from base 1 to 1410 and encodes 469 amino acids. Lineage: Eukaryota; Fungi; Ascomycota; Saccharomycetes; Saccharomycetales; Saccharomycetaceae. Gene Ontology annotation, cellular component: plasma membrane; eisosome filament. The record is from RefSeq and is a predicted model, not a curated record.